Messenger RNA from Cannabis sativa, 1307 nucleotides. RefSeq names its product jasmonate-induced oxygenase 1. Gene Ontology annotation, molecular function: dioxygenase activity. The record is from RefSeq and is a predicted model, not a curated record. Lineage: Eukaryota; Viridiplantae; Streptophyta; Magnoliopsida; Rosales; Cannabaceae. The transcript has 3 exons. The coding region runs from base 155 to 1192 and encodes 345 amino acids.
AAUCUAAACAAAAUCAGAAAGUCACAGUCCACACUCAUAUUAUGUAAUAUUAAUUUACAAUUAUAAAGCAAUCAUCUCACUUCUCAGUUCUCAGCCUAAGAUUUGGUACCAGAAAGGUCUUACCAACCAACCUCCACGUUAAUCUACAGCAGCAAUGGGAACAGAGUUCGACCCGGCAUUCAUUCAAGCACCAGAGCACAGGCCCAAGCCCACAAUCCUCGAAGCCCAAGGAAUACCAUUGAUCGACCUUUCGACCGGGCCCAUCGAUGACCUCGCCAAGGAGAUCGGCGACGCCUGCAGAAAGUGGGGUUUCUUUCAAGUGAUCAACCAUGGAGUUUCGCCUGAGAGUCGACGGAAGAUUGAGUCAGCGGCGAGGGAGUUCUUUGCGAGGCCACAGGAAGAGAAGAUGAGAGUGAAGAGGGACGAGGUCAGAGUUUUGGGAUACUACGAUACCGAACAUACAAAGAACGUUAGGGAUUGGAAGGAGGUCUUUGAUUUUGUGGUGGAGGAUCCAACCUUUGUUCCGGCAACGAUAGAUCCUGAUGAUCAAAAAGUUACAACGUGGCAUAAUCAAUGGCCCGAUCAGAAUCCUCACGUGUUAAGGGAGGCAUGUGAAGAGUAUGGUAGAGAGGUUGAAAAGCUCUCGAUCAAGUUGAUGGAACUAAUUGCCAUAAGCUUAGGCUUAGAAGCAAACAGGUUCAAUGACUUCUUCAAAGACCAAACAAGCUUCAUCCGGCUCAAUCACUAUCCACCAUGCCCUAAUCCUCACCUUGCUCUCGGCGUUGGACGCCACAAGGAUGCCGGUGCGCUGACAAUCCUAGCUCAAGAUGAUGUUGGAGGUCUUGAAGUUAAGAGAAAGAGUGAUGGAGAGUGGAUUCGUGUCAAACCAACACCCCAUGCUUUUAUCAUCAACGUUGGUGAUAUAAUUCAGGUUUGGAGCAAUGAAAGAUACGAGAGCGUCGAGCACAGAGUGAUGGUCAAUUCUGAAAGAGAGAGGUUUUCGAUACCCUUCUUCCUCAAUCCAGCACACUACACAAUGGUCAAGCCUUUGGAAGAGAUGACUGACGAUCAGAAUCCUCCAAAAUAUAAAGCAUAUAACUGGGGAAAGUUCUUUACUACAAGAAAAGGCAGUAACUUCAGAAAACUUGAUGUUGAAAACAUUCAAAUUUAUCAUUUCAAGGUAUCUAAGUGAGCAGAGCAGGCCAGACAAUUACUGUAGAUUAAGUUUUAUAUAUAAUAAUAAUUAUAAAUAAUGUAUCCUAUAUGGAGUAGAAGUAAUUAAUAAAAAUGGUGUUUUCUUCUCAGUA